AUGCCUCUCUGCAUCGGUCAGCGCUGCGUGCAGGCCGCGGCCUCCACCAGCAGCAGAGUGGGUGCGCCGGUGCCCACGCUGAGAAGCAACCGGGCAGCCCGCAGCGUGCGAGUCGGCCUGACUGGGGGAGCUGCGGGAGAGAAGGCCCUAUUUGGCGAGGACUUUGGCGCGCGCGACCCCUACGCCGCGGAGAUUGAGAGCAACUUCGGCGAGAAGGUCCUAGGCAACUACAACACCGAUCACAUCAUCAAGCCCCCAGAGGCCAUCGGCAAGGUCCUGGGCCUCGCUGCCCGCAGCCUCCCGGCGGCUUCCGAGCUCGUGGUCCUGGACGCCUCGACCCGCGAGCGGCUGCGGCAGCAGGUACCCGGCUGGCGCGUCGUCGCGGCCGGCGCGGACGCCGCCGCCGCCAUCCAGCAGGACUGGACGGUCAAGGACGCUGACUCAGCGCAGCGGCUGGUCGACAGCAUCGGGGAGAUCUCGCGGUCGCUGGGCCACGCGCCCGCGUCGCUCGAGGCCGUCGGCGGCACCACCGUCGUCGCGCGGCUGGCCACAGAGGCGCUGGGUGAGCAUGUGCGUGUGUAG
This is a messenger RNA of Monoraphidium neglectum, 582 nucleotides long. RefSeq lists its product as hypothetical. The coding region runs from base 1 to 582 and encodes 193 amino acids. The transcript has 3 exons. Lineage: Eukaryota; Viridiplantae; Chlorophyta; Chlorophyceae; Sphaeropleales; Selenastraceae. The record is from RefSeq and is a predicted model, not a curated record. Gene Ontology annotation, biological process: tetrahydrobiopterin biosynthetic process. Gene Ontology annotation, molecular function: 4-alpha-hydroxytetrahydrobiopterin dehydratase activity.